AGGGCGGAACCGGACUUGCUCCGAACAGCGUAUCCCGGGAAAGCCAAAAUUCGAAUUCGCUGUUCCAUGGUCUCACCAGUACACCGAACCCACUAUCCGAGGGAGGACAAGAGCGCCAACAGCUCCGAAACAGCAAUCUUCGCACGAGAAAAAUCGAUAUAUCACUCCCCCCAGAUCUUAAGCAACGGCCAAGCGGCGAUAUCAUCAAGGCCGAGGGAGGGAGUCGAGAGCCAGGCAGCGGGGGAAGCGAAAUCGAUCCCCAAAAGAUUCCAAUCAAAACCCCCAUUAAGCCUUCGUUGGGGUUCUGAUAUUUUUUGAUCCGGAGCUAGGGUUAGGGUUUUACGGUGGAGAUGACGCAGAGCGGCAGCGGGACGGACUUCCAUCUGCCGGACGAGAUCCUGGCGGUGAUCCCGACGGAUCCUUACGAGCAGCUGGACCUGGCGAGGAAGAUCACCUCCAUGGCGAUCGCGUCCCGGGUGUCGAAGCUGGAAUUGGAGAACGGGAAUCUGCGGCAGAAGGUGGCGGAGAAGGAUCGUGCGAUCGCGGAGCUCCAGGACAAGCUCUCGCAGCUCGACCGGAUGUUCCAAGAGGCCGAUGCCAGGCUGAGAGUUUCCCUUGAGGAUAAUAUUAAGCUGUCAAAGGAGCGCGAUUUGCUGGCUCAGACAUCGAAGAAGUUAGCCCGGGAUUUAGCAAAGUUGGAAACAUUCAAGAGGCAUUUGAUGCAGUCCCUGAAUGAUGAUAAUUCAUCUCAGCCACAAGAAACUGUUGACAUAAGGACCUAUGAUCAGUCAAUUGCCAAAGCAUCUUCUUGGAAAGAUGAAGGGACCCGUAGCCGCUCUGCAUCAAAUUUAGUCAGUGUAUCCGCAGAAAUGGGAAAUAUGAUUCAAGAUGCAACGAAACCAGCUGGAUCGAAAUUCAUCACUCCACAUAUCACCCCACGUCUAACUCCAAAUGCUACACCAAAAAUAACGUCAACUAGUGGGUCCCCUAGAGCACAUUCUACUGCAGGAUCGCCAAAAUUGACGUCUGGUGCCACUUCACCGACAAAAUCUCGCUUUGAAGGGCACAUUGCAAUGUCACCAUGGUAUCCAUCAAGCCAACAGUCCUCAGCAGCUAGCUCUCCUCCUCGCGGGCGCUCUAUGCCAGGACGCACUCCCCGUAUUGAUGGAAAGGAGUUCUUCCGUCAAGCUAGGAGCCGACUCUCAUAUGAGCAGUUUGGUGCAUUUUUAGCUAACAUCAAGGAGCUCAAUGCUCACAAACAGUCGCGGGAAGAAACUCUAAAAAAAGCAGAAGAGAUAUUUGGUACAGAUAACAAGGAUCUAUAUUUAUCUUUUCAAAGCUUGCUUAAUCGUAGCCUGCGUUAGAGUUUCUCUCAGGAGACAUACUGUGGUGACAUCAAACUGCUACCAGAAUUCGAUUGUCCUCCACAAAGGUUGCCUAUUGAGUUCAUUUCCAUUUACCCUACAGAGUUGUCAAGAAGUUCGAGGAAAAAGGUGCUGCUUGAUGCAAUUUUGGCUGUUAAUACCAAAACCUUCGAAAGUUGUGGGCAUGACAUGGUUUACUAGAGCAAAUUUCAUCCAGUUUCUGUCUUGUUGAAUGGUCUUGUUGUUGGAUUUUUUCAAGGAAAAAUAUUGUAGCCGUGAACUCCAUUGCUAGCUUCUCAAUGAAAAUAUAUGGUGGCUUUCUAGCUACUCUGAAA
Elaeis guineensis (African oil palm) is the source of this 1699-nucleotide messenger RNA. RefSeq lists its product as uncharacterized. The record is from RefSeq and is a predicted model, not a curated record. NCBI's taxonomy places the organism in Eukaryota, Viridiplantae, Streptophyta, Magnoliopsida, Arecales, Arecaceae.